Teleopsis dalmanni is the source of this 790-nucleotide messenger RNA. RefSeq names its product chymotrypsin-2-like. Gene Ontology annotation, biological process: proteolysis. Gene Ontology annotation, molecular function: serine-type endopeptidase activity. The record is from RefSeq and is a predicted model, not a curated record. The transcript has 3 exons. Lineage: Eukaryota; Metazoa; Arthropoda; Insecta; Diptera; Diopsidae. Bases 1 to 738 code for a protein of 245 amino acids.
AUGGAUGAAAUAGUGAUAGAAAUACUGGAAUUAGCGAAACAAUCCGGUUUAGAUGAGUUUGUACCCUAUCAAAUUUCGAUGCAAUUCAAAGCUAGAGAUGGUAAACAACAUCAUUUUUGUGGAGGUUCCAUAUUAUCGCCAAAUCGUAUUUUAACUGCGGCUCACUGUGUAAACGGACAAGAUGCAAAGCGAAUUUCUGUUCUAGCAGGCAUAAGAGAUUUAACUGAUGAAGGAGGACAGCGCUCACAAGUACUGUCCUAUGAGAUGCAUGAAAACUAUGAGGAACUCGUUACUAGCGAUAUUGCUAUCUUAACUAUAGACCCACCAUUGCAAUUGGAUGGUGAAAAGGUUGAUAAGAUAGAUGUCACUGGUAACGACAGAGUUGGCGGGGGUCAACCCGUCACUAUAACUGGUUGGGGAGCUCUUUGGUAUUUCGGUCCAGGAAUCUUCAAUAGAUUACCUACACGUAUGCAAAAACUUGAAUACAAAACAAUAACAAACGAUAAUUGCAAACUGAUUAUGUCGCAGCUGACGGAUACUGAGAUCUGUGCAUUGGAACGAGUCGGAAAAGGUGCAUGUAGAGGUGACUCUGGUGGUCCUUUAGUAAUGCAAAAUGGAGAAAGUCUUAAACAAGUCGGUGUAGUUUCUUAUGGUACUGCAAUUUGUGCUACUAACAGUCCUGAUGUGUAUACACGUGUUUCAAUGUUUGAUGAUUGGAUACAAAAACGAAUGACAUAAAUCCGAAAUAUAAUGUUAAUGAAUAAUUAAAUUUGUUAAUAUGUUAAUGUUA